Candida albicans SC5314 is the source of this 3129-nucleotide messenger RNA. RefSeq lists its product as uncharacterized. The transcript has a single exon. Bases 1 to 3129 code for a protein of 1042 amino acids. NCBI's taxonomy places the organism in Eukaryota, Fungi, Ascomycota, Pichiomycetes, Serinales, Debaryomycetaceae. The record is from RefSeq and is a predicted model, not a curated record.
AUGUCAACCAAAGUUGCUCAAGGAAAGUCAAAAGACGACUUGAGCAUUCCAGAAGGUGGUUUAAAUCUGAUACCAUUGAAUUCCGAUAGAAGAACUAGAUCAAACUCACCUGUCAAAAACAGAUACAGUCUACCACCAAAUUUAACUGACUACAAGUUACCCUCAAUACCUAGAAUGGACGAUGAUAUUAAAUCAAUCAUGAGUUCUACUUCUUUUAAUCAAGAAAGAUUGAAACAAGCAGCAAAGUCACCUAUUGCCAAAAGACUACACAUUAUUGCUUCAAACUCAAACUCACCAAAUAAUGGAGGUAAAUAUACAAUUCCAAUUCCAUUCACAUUGAAAUUACCACCAAAAUUAAGUUCUGUCAACACAACCAGAGAAACUUCAGCUGCUUCUUCAGUUGUAUCUUCCCCACAUGGAAGCAGAGCUGGAUCUCCCACAAGAUCUAUGGAAUCUUCCAGAUCAAACUCACCAUCGAAAACCAAACAAUCAAAAUUGGUAUUCACUAGAAAUGGGUACGAAAAAGUGGACCUGUCACUGGACUCAGAUAGUGAUAUUGAAAAUAGUUUAUUAAACAUGUCUUUACUGUAUCAAGACGAUUUGAAUAAAAGAAUUGCAUUAUCAAAGAGAACUGUUCCUCCACCAUCAGUUUCAACGAAUAAUUCCAAAUUUGCAAGCAAAGUUUUUCUGUCAAGAAAUACCGAUGAGUUGAGUAUCAUUGAGGAAGUUUCAAACUGUGGAUCCAGACAUUCAAGUGUGCUUAGUAAGUUGAAUUCUGCUAAAAAGGAAGCAGAUACCGAAGCACAACAACAAAAAACGGUGGUAACUCCAAUUCCAAUUAAAGCAACAGCUAAACCAAGCCAUGCUCUAAUUUCACCUUUUAAUAAUCCUCAAAUAAAAGAUACUCCAUCUAAACAACAAGACAAAAGUCUUCCUAAAUUGCCAACAACAGACAUCAUUCCACCUAAACAAGAAACUGCCACAUCGGAUAAAAAACUAACACCAGGUCCAGAUCGAACAUCGGUUCCAAACUUUAAAACUCACAAAUAUAACAAAUCAUUACCAGCCAUCCCAGUGCAUAGAAGCACCACUAAUGGACCAAAUAAAAGCCAAGUACCUAAAUCUCAAAGAGAAACUAAUUUGAAUAUGUUGACCCAUGCUAGUGAUCCUGACAAAGCUCCAAAAAUCCACAAGAGAAGUUUUAGUGAUGAGUCGCACGUAUCAUCUGUUAGUUCUUUUAGUUCGGUUGGUGAUUUUAUGCAUAUAGCCAGAUUGCAAGCAAUGUCACCACCAGCUGAAAAGCUUCGUUUCAUUAAUUUUAAUCAUGGGAAUAAUCAAAAUCAAUUGAAAAUACAACCCAAAAGCAAUAAUGUUAAACCAAAUGAUUCAACUGAAAAGCUUGAAAAUCCCAAAAAAUCAGAAACCCAAGAUUCCAGAAUGUUGUUUAUUCCACCUCAAAACAUUCGAAAUGUUUCUUCUUCAAGUACUUCCUCAUUCCAAUCUCUGGGGACUAGCAGUAGUUGGGAUUCCUUGCAAAAGUCCAUUGACAUUACUCUUGGGUCUAGACCUGACGAAGAAAUUGUCACUAAGAAAAGUAUAAAACCAACAACAAAAGUGACGAAAAUACUUGGAGGCAAUAACCAGAGUGAUGAUGGUUCUUGGCUGGACACUAGUGAAUCAGACAGUGAAGAUGAAAACAAUAGCAAUAACCAAAUCACUCAAGAAUAUGAAAACACGAAACCUUUGAACAUUCACAAAGAAGAAGUCAGUAAUGACAAGACAGUAUUAAAUCUCAUGAAUGUCAAUAAUACAGAAAUUAACAGAAACUUCUAUUUUCCAAAUACAUUUGAAAACUCAACCAAUAGCCAAGAAGUCAAAGAUAGAGUACCCCAGGAGAAUAAUAGAAAAGCUAGACAUAGUUUCUACUCCAGUAAUGGUCAAAUAGAAAUUCCUGAUUUGUCAGAUAAGAGGUUCUCAGAUGAAUAUUCUUCUAUUGCCCCAUCAUCGUAUAAUGGAACUACCUUCUCGGAAAUAAGGACAGAAAUUUCUGUAUCAGAUGUUGAUGAUGAAAGCAACACUAAUUUGAAAAUUGGUGUUCCUGGUAGAGAUGCAAUUAAACAUUUAAAACAACAAUAUAGUGCUCUUGGAGAUGAUUCUGAUGCAGAUUAUGCUAGCAAUAUUACAUCAUUAUACAAUACUGGUGCCAAUUCAGACAAAAUGCAAAUGAAACCAGCAUCCGUUCAACCUCAAUUGGAAUGCAAUUUGUUAGUACCGGGAAGACGUUCACCGGCAAAACACGCAAGACACAAAUCAAUGUUCAACAUUGAUUUUGAUUUAGGUAAAGGCAAAAACAAUUCAAACCAUUCAAGACACAAAUCAGUUGAUAUAUUGAGUGAGAUGACGACUUUCGGUAAACAACAAUCUAGAGCUAAUACAGAUAGUCGAUCUGCCGGUGGUGAUUUGGAUGAAUCAGCUGGAUCAAAAUCAAGGAUAAACAUAGAACAACCUGUGGCGCCAUUAGUUAUCACCAGAAAACCAUCAUCUGAAAGUAAACAUGUCAACAAUAAUAUACAAAAAGAAGAACAAAACCAGGAACAGGAAGAAAUUUUAAACAUCAAAGUUGCAGAACCUCCUAAGAAAGUCGAUUAUGCGGUUGACUUCAAGGAAUCAAAUUCCCAAGAUGAUGAUUUUGGAACACCAUUUAUAACCCCUCGCAUUGGCUCUAGAUCCAUUGAAACAAGUAGUGGUCGAAAUAUCGGUGCUAUUACGAAAUCAUUAAAACCCAAAACUAGACUGGUAACUAGUAAAGGAGAAGACUCUGAUUCAGAAACUGAAAGUGUUGUUAUUGACUUGACAAAAGACAAAUAUGACGUUGUUCAUGUUAUUGGACGGAAAGAUUCCACCAGAUCAUAUAAAUCAACCACUGAAACAAUCAAUGGGAAAAAUGUGGAAGUUGUAUUAGUUGAAGAUGAAGAUGAAGAUGAAGAAGAAAAUGAAGAAAUUUACGAUGAGUUAAUGAGUAUUUAUUCCAAAUACAGAAAUGAUUCUUGGUUAUUUAGGAACAAUUCUACUACAUCUUCAACCGCAUCAUUUUCUAGUAGAUCAUCAUCUACUUUAAGACAAAAAUAA